AUGUAUAGGUUACUAGCAAAUGAUUUGAAUGUUUUAGUUAAAAUUCAGUAUGGAAUAGGAUUUGAAUUUAUUAUAGGAAAUGUUGAAGUUGAAACAACAAUUUUUAAUAUAACUAAGAAAAGUAAGGUUGUAUCUGCAAAUAAAAAUCGGAUCAAUUUUAAUGAAGAAUUUAUAUGGAAAAUUGAUAGAAAUACAUUAAAAUAUUAUCUAACAACAAAUGAAGUUAUUAAAAUUGAAUGUUUUACAACACCAGAUAUUUGUUUUGGAAAUAUAUUUAGGAGACAAAGAAUUGGGCAUACAAUAAUCAGGCUUAAAGAAUGUCAAAUCAUUGGACGUGAUUGGAACCAAAGUAUAUCUAUUAGACCAUAUAAGCUUCAAGGAUCUAGUAAAUACUACCAACUACAAAUUAUUUUAAUAAUUCAAGAACAUCACAAUUUGGAUCUAAGAUCUAGAACUAAUAAUAAAAAAUUAAAAACAGCUGACACAGAGAGUAAUUGUACAUCAGAAAAGCCAUUACUGGAAGUUAAUAAACAAGGUAAUUCAACAAAUCACAUGCAUAUAUAUUGACUUAAGUUGUCUAAUUUUAAUUUUCAACAAAAGUUUUUUGGUAAUUUUAUACAUUUAAGACUUUUGAAAACAAAAAAAAUAUUAAAUGUACUUAGUAAAAAAUACUAGUAAAAAAACGUAAUAAUUCAAUUACGUUUGAUCAAAUGUCUACCUAGUGCAAAAUUUUAUUGUAUUAUUAUUACUUUUUAAGAUUAAUAGGAUUAUUGGGGUAACUAGUGAUAAUUAUGCUCUUUAAAUAGGCCUCACGUUAUUAAUUAUAUUGUGUCAGUGUAAAUUCUGACAGUAUUAUAUCUAUCAAUAAUACUGUCUGGAACUUGAAAAUUUUUAAUUUAUUAUUAUUAUUAUUAAUUUACAGAAAUAAUGUCACUUGUUUUAAUAUAUGGGAAAGGCAAAUGGGCAAAAUUAUUGGUAGUUAUAUAUACAUACAUACAUAUAAAAAAAACAAUUCACUAAAAAGAAAUCACAUAUCAUAAUUGUAUGAUUUUUUAAUAUUAUUUUAGAUAUUUGAGUAAUUAUUAUGAUUAUAAAUUAAUAUUUUUAUAAUUUAAGUCAGUGUUUCCGAACAUUUUUUUUUACUCACCGCGCCUUUUAGAUUUUUAAUAACUCACCCCCCCACUUUCUCCAUAAAUUGUUAAGUUUUUAUAAUUAGCCAUUUAAUUAAAAUGAAAAAUAAAUAUUUUUUUCACAUUUUGUUCUCUGACAUUUUAUUAUGAUAAUAAGUAUAACUAACAUAUAUGCAUACUAAAUUAUAACUUUGUGUAAUAAAUGCAAGUAGACAAUAAUUAUUAUCAGGAAUAUCCGUAUGAAAAUGGGACUAAAGAAGCUUAUCGAUAUGAUAAUAUAAAAGCUUUUUUAUUACCAUUUCACUGUUAUUGUAAUGUGUAUAAAAUAUUAAAUAAUAAAAUAAUUUUUUAUUGUACACAGAUAUAUAUUUCAUUGCAAUAAGUUAUGAAUUUGCUAUUAAUAUUUUAAUAAUAAUAUAAUUGUUUUUAAUAAUAGCGAAUUAUUUUUAUAAUUAAAGUCAUAGUAGAAUCACCCCCUUAGCGCCCUCUUAAGUAAAAAGCCCCCCUCAAAAUUAAAAAAGCCCACAAAGGGGUGGUAUCACACAUUGGGAAUCACUGAUUUAAGUGCGUACAAUGUUUCACAAAUCAAUUUAUUUCCUAAAAAUGCAUUGGUCAAUUUUAAAGAAGAAAUGUUGACAUUUUUAAAUAUUAAAUAUAAUGUACAAUAAUAAACUAAAUAUUUGUAUAAAUCUUGAGUAAAUUUAACUUAUUCAUUUAUUUAACUAAUAUUCAUGUUUAAAAACUUUGAAUUCAAAAAUAUAUUAUAACAACAAAAGUUUUAAUACUCUAAUAUAAAUGGGAAGGAAUACAACAAAAGCCAAAAGAAUUAUUUAAAAUAAAAUAAUAAUAAUCUUAGCUUUUUUGAUAUUUUGUUCAUUAAAUAAUAUAAACUUAUAUUUUGGUAGUUUUUUUUAUUUAACAGUAUCAAUUGUUUUUAUUUUUUGGUUACUUAAAAAUAAAUUUACCCAAUUAAUUAAAUAAAUAUACAGUAAUUUAUUUAUUUAAAAUACAAUAAUAAUAAUUAUUAAAAUAUUUACAUAUAGACUUAAAUGAAAGCAAAAAUAUAUCAACAAUUGAUGAUGAAAAUAAUAUUUAUCAAAAUGAAAAUAUAUUAGAUACGCAAGACAUCUCAUUUCAAGAAUCUCUCAAUAAAUGUGAACAAGUAAUAAAUCAAUUAAAUAUUGAGAAUGAUAAAAAUAAAAAAUCUUGGAAUAAAGGAAUACAAAAUGAAUUAAAAUAUGUGAAGAAAAAAGUUGAACAAUCCAUCAGUGAAAGUAAAGAAUCUUUAAAAGUAAAUGAGUCUAAUGAUUAUAAGCUUGGCGAAUCAUUAGAAACUUGUUUGAAAAAUAUAGAAAAUUGGUUAAAAGUAAUAAAAAAAAUCAAUAACUGUCUAAUGAGAAGAAAAAAACAUUCUAGUUAUUCAAGUAUUCCAUCAGAAAAUAACAUAGAGGGACCCAUUAUUAUGAUAAAAGGAAUUAAAAAGAAACUGAAUGAAUUGACAGAAUAUAUGAUUAAUAUAAACAAAAAGAUUAAAAAUAAUAAAUUGAAACACUCACAGGAAAUAUUAAAUUUAAAAAACAAAUUGUCAGAACUAUUGGAUACUAUAGCAAAGCAAAUAACUGAUGAAGUAUAAAUUUACCACAACAAAUUUCUGAAAAGGUUAAAAAUCCUAACAAGUAUCCAUAUUGAACUGCUCUUAGCUUGAAAAUUAACUUUUGUGAAAUUAUAUCAAUCUAUAUAUUAUAUACUUUAUACAUUUGUUAUAAUAAAUAACUUUGAAAAAUUGUAAUGUAUUAAGCAAUUAUAAAUAAUAAUGUAAAUACGGUAUACACAAAUAGUAGUACACAAGUAGUGACAUGGUCA
This is a messenger RNA of Cinara cedri, 2993 nucleotides long. NCBI's taxonomy places the organism in Eukaryota, Metazoa, Arthropoda, Insecta, Hemiptera, Aphididae. The record is from the annotation of a GenBank genome assembly.